GCCAAAGCCAAGAGCACGACAAUAAGCGGCGGCAAUAGAACAAGGUCAUCGUUGCAGUAAUAACCCCUGCACUGUGCCAGAUCAAAAGCAGCACAAAGCGAGCUACAUGCAGCCCAAACAAGCAUGGCAUAGAGCCCUGCACAGGGUGGCACUCACCCUGCUAUGCAUGCAACCAGCAGCACCCUUCUCGACACCAACAACUACCACGGAGCAGCUCCGAGCAGCCCACCGCAGCGAACGCUUGAAUCUCCUGAACCACCCUUUACAAAUCCAGCUCGCGACCGGCGCGCUGCCGUACGGAUCCUUUGUUCGCUUGUGCCACGACCGAAGCACAAUACUCGAAGCGGUGCGCAGCGCUGCCGCGGCCGCCGGCGCCGACGUCCUCUCAGCUGAGGUCUCAGAGGCCGAGGCGACCGCGAAAGCCUGGCUCGACGCGGCCGAAGCGGCGGGCAAGACCAUCAGCACCGGCGAUCCUUCAAUAAAGUGCUACGCGUGCGGCGGCGACCACCUCAACGUGGACUGCCCCGAGGACCUGGCCGUCACGGGGCCCGCCCGCGCGGUGGCAGCGGUGCUGCGGUCGUACAGCGGUGCCGAGGCGGCAACGGGCGUCCUCGCGGUCUGCGAGUACGGCUGGGCCUGCGACACGCUGCUCAAAGCGGGUUUUGAGACGCCGUACACAGGCUGGUUAACAGCCCACGCCGAGUCGCUCGCGAAGGCGUCGGCGGCCGUCGCGCCGCUCGUCGACGCGGCCGACCGGGACGCCGUCGACGCUUCAUAUGUGGCGGCGCUCUCCGCCCUCUUCAACUUCGUCGACAGCGAGGCGUCGACGGCGGGGCUCAAGGGCGCCGGCGAGGCCCUCGAGGCCGCGCGACGGAAGCUCGACGCGCUCGAGCCGGGAUUUUUAGAGGCACAGGACCGCAACGCGAAUUUCGUGUCGGCGACGCUCAAAGCACAAGCCGCGAAGAGUAGCGCCGGCGCGAAGAAAAUGGACGCCGCGGCCGCGUACCUCGCCGCGAAGAAAGCCAAGGCGGGGGGCUAACAUUGUUGUGAUACACGU
Pelagomonas calceolata is the source of this 1057-nucleotide messenger RNA. The record is from the annotation of a GenBank genome assembly. NCBI's taxonomy places the organism in Eukaryota, Pelagophyceae, Pelagomonadales, Pelagomonadaceae.